Molecule: messenger RNA, 1842 nt
Organism: Ceutorhynchus assimilis (cabbage seed weevil)
Lineage: Eukaryota; Metazoa; Arthropoda; Insecta; Coleoptera; Curculionidae
Source: the annotation of a GenBank genome assembly
AUGAACGAUACGGGGGAGAGGGAUCCUCCUGUGUUAAUGAUCAGGUUAAAAGUAUUAGAUGAAUGGAAUGAGGAAUUUCCUGAAACCAAACCCAAGCUGGAAAAAAUCUUCUACUGUCACAAAUGCGGUGCAUCCUUUGCAACCUUUUACAGACUCCAUAAGCACAUGUUCAAGCAUGACUUUCGAUGCGCCAUUUGCAAUUACAAAGUUGGACCCCUUCUAGUAGAUUUGGUGCUUCACGUGAAGCGUUUUCAUACCAUAAAAGAGUUCAAACUAAAAGAAGAAGAGACUGCUAAAAAGCUACCUAAAGUGAUGAAUUAUUAUUGUGCCCAUUGCGGCAAAGGAAUGCUUACGAUGUACGAAUUGCAGAUACACGAGCAAGAACACAAAGAUCAAACUUUAGACUGUAACAUUUGUUACAAACAAUUCUCCAGCUCUUUGUCGUUGCUGUCCCAUUUCAAAGAGCACACAGUACGAGGCCAUAUUCACUUGCAAUGCAAAAUGUGUCCCUUGGAAUUCUAUCAUUCAAACCCAUUGAAAUUGCACUACUAUACCGUGCACAACCACAUUUUAAAUAUACCCUACGAAUGCAGUUUGUGCUCUAUUACUAUAUUCGAUGACGAAGAAAAGUUUCUUUGUCACGUACAAGGCCAUUCCCAAUUAAAUAACCUCAAAAAGUCUCCUUGGGACGUUUCCAAGUCAACUUGCGAAGUGUGCGCCGAAAUAUUGGACACCCCUGCUAUCUGCGAGGAACACAAAACUAACAUCCACCAGCUAGAUGAGAAUUCUAAAAUAAUUUGUCCCAAAUGCGAACAACCAAUCGCCAUAGUUGAAAUGUUUAGUCAUUUAUUGGAGCAUCAAGUAACACGAGCGGCUAAUUUUCUAGUCAAGUUUCCUAAUCCAAAACCUACAACCAAGGAACAGUUCAAGAGGCAAAUGAUUGCUUCUAAAUCACCAAAAUCGAAAAAGAGAAAAAGAGAAGCCGCAGGUGUUCAACCACAACGUCAAUUAGUGGAACGAGCAUCUAAAUCCAAGCAAUAUUUGAAUUUUAUUGAAAAACUGCGUCAACCAUCCGAAGUCAGUCAAUAUACUCCACCAUCUACAUCCAGACGAUAUCCAACGCUGCUUGAAACAUUGACUCAACCAUCAAAAUCCAGUCAAUAUCCAAUUUCCAAACAAAAUCUCUCCAGACAAUUUCCAACUCAAUUGAAGUGUACCGAAUGCUACGAAAAUUUCGUUUCAGUUGCUGCACUAAACGAACACUUGGAUUUGCACGUUUUGGAACUGCAACAAUACCAUUCGCCUUUUCAAACUCAACCUAAACCUAACGAUUUUUUGGAAUGGAAAUCUUAUACUGAACCAAAGUCUGCUGAUGAGGAUACACGAGGCAGGUCUUUAUUUGGAGAUUACCUAGAAGAGCAAAGGCGUAAUUCUAUUGAUAGAUCAAGAACUAGUUCUAGAUCCAGAGAAUAUGAUUCAAGACGCAGGUCUACAUCUAGAGAGCACAGUCGUAAUCGCAUUGAUGAAUCAAGAUUCAGGUCUAGAUCCAGAGAAUACGAAGAGAAUAAGUUUGCUAGAGAAUAUGAAAGAUAUGGGCUUGUUGAAUAUGACGAGUACGGACGUGCUUCUAUUGAUAAUGCACAGGUUAGAUCUAGAUCUAGAGAAUAUGACGAGUACGGGCGUGCUAAUUCAAGACGCAGGUCUAGAUCUAGAGAAUAUGGAGAGUAUAUGCGGGCUCCUACUUAUGAUGCAAGGCACAGAGAAGUGAGUGAUGCUAGAAGGCAUUCUUCAGGUGAUAGGAGAUCGUCGCGUUAUUCAUCUGAAGAGUAUUAUAGACGUUAG